Molecule: messenger RNA, 1695 nt
Organism: Striga hermonthica
Lineage: Eukaryota; Viridiplantae; Streptophyta; Magnoliopsida; Lamiales; Orobanchaceae
Source: the annotation of a GenBank genome assembly
AUGGAAGAUCAUCUAGGGAAAAGAAUGAAGUCCUCAUGCGACAGAUUAUCCGAGUUGCCAAAAUCCAUUUUGCACAAUAUACUCUGUUUCCUUCCCCAAGAGCACGCCGUCCAAACUUGCGCCCUAUCCAAAUCAUGGCGCGAUAUUGGCUGCACUCGCCCCAAAAUCGAGUUUCACCAUGACCCUUAUGAAGGGGAUGCUCCCUUCAAAAGGGAUGAGGACAAGUUCUUGCUGGUUUUGAACAAGACGCUACAAGGUUACCAUGACCGAGGGCUUUCCGUACAGGAUUUUCUUGUCGAAAUAUGCAGGUUUGGUCCUAAAAUCAUUUCCCUGCUUGAAAAAUGGAUCCCCAUAGUCCUGCUGAAUAUGGGCGUAAAAAGGUUCCAUCUUGAAUUCUUCUCUGACAAAUUCGAUAUGCCGUCUGUCCUCUUGGAAACCAAAUCCCUCGAGGAACUGCAUCUUGGGCACUGCCGAAUUACUUAUCCAGACAAGUUACUUUCUACGAAACUACGAAUUCUUUCGCUCGACUUCGUAGAUAUUGGAGAUGAAGCUUUGCGUCAGAUAAUGUCGGGCUGCCCCUUGAUGGAACAUGUGAGUCUUUGUGGCUGUCAAGGUCUCACAUCCAUUAAGGCUCAUAAUAGUAAUCUCAAGCACUUUGAAUACAUUGAUCCUCAAGGUGAUAAUGUCGUCAUAGACAUUGAUGCACCGAGUUUAGAGAGCAUCAGAAUUAUGAGUCAAUCGAGAUGGCUUUACCUUGGUAAGUCCUUCAUGCAUCUCAAGUCCGUUCAUCUCGAGUAUCUCGUCCUCAACCAGAAGUUUUUUGAUAUGUGCUCAGCCGACUUGUGCUGUCUUGAGGAUUUGGAAAUGCACUCUUGCAGUGGCCUUGAAGAAUUCCAGCUCUCGAGCCGCUCGAUUAAACGAUUGCGUUUUCGGGUGGGGAGCCCCACCAAGGCCGUUCUUGACCUCCCAAAUAUACUUUUUCUCCAGUUGGAUUGCAUAGUUUUCCCGUCAAUCUCGUUGUCAACAGAUUCCAGUGAGUGGAGGUCGGAGAUUCACUUGAUGCGUCCUCUUAUUCCCAAUAAUGAUAAUGAAGCUGCAUCGUUUUUUGAUAAGUUACAUGAACUGCACAGGGCAUUGGGACAUUCUCGAAUUUCUAUGCACAUGAGAGUUUUUAAUCUGGAUUUAGCAUUCAGUCAUGAGGGUCUUGGAGAACUUCCCGUGAUCGAGAGCUUGACUGUAGAGAAAGAUUUUACUUUAUUUUACCUAAAGGCUUUUUUCAUUUAUUUUUUUGGUAAAUUCCGUCCGAGAUAUGUAGAACAGUCUGUGGAUGCCGUUUUCGAGACUGAAGAGUAUGAAGAGGAACCAGACCCCUAUGAUGAAGAAGAGUAUGAAGAGGAACCAGACCCCUAUGAUGAAGAAGAGUAUGAACCUCCACGUCCAGUUUCGGUGACUAAAAAGUAUGGAGGAGUCAAUGAACUCGUUGAUCGUUUGUGCGAUAUGUUUUUGAUGGAGAGUGAAAGGGAGAAUUACUAUUGGUGGCAGGAUUUAGAGGAAGUAAGCGUGGAGGCCCAUGACGAUGAUGGAAAGAAAUGGCGUCCUUUGCAAGGAGCGAAUAUAUCUGAAUGGGGGUUGCCGAACAAUGUGGAUCAUCAGAUUCGCUUUCGACUAAAAUGGAGAGGGUCAAGUCUUGACUGA